Pieris brassicae (large cabbage white) is the source of this 1030-nucleotide messenger RNA. RefSeq lists its product as uncharacterized. Lineage: Eukaryota; Metazoa; Arthropoda; Insecta; Lepidoptera; Pieridae. The record is from RefSeq and is a predicted model, not a curated record. The transcript has 2 exons. Bases 27 to 956 code for a protein of 309 amino acids.
CAAUCAGCUACUAAUCUGAUACAGAGAUGAAGCUACUUAUAAUCGCUGCUUUUGUUGUCGCCGCGGCUGCCCGCCCCUCCACCUUUGGCAUUUUAGAUGUUGAAUCUGCAGGACCUAUUAUUAUUGAAGAUGGAUCUUCAAACAUCAACACUAACCCAGCCUUAGUCGAUGAGACUGAAAACAUCAAUACCAACCCAGCUUUAGUCGACGAAACCGAAGACAUCAACACCGACCCAGCUUUAGUUGACGAGACUGAAGACAUCAAUACCGACCCAGCUUUAGUCGACGAAACCGAAAACAUAAACACCGACCCAGCUUUAGUCGACGAGACUGAAGACAUCAAUACCGACCCAGCUUUAGUCGACGAGACUGAAGACAUCAAUACCGACCCAGCUUUAGUCGACGAAACCGAAAACAUAAACACCGACCCAGCUUUAGUCGACGAGACUGAAGACAUCAAUACCGACCCAGCUUUAGUCGACGAAACCGAAAACAUAAACACCGACCCAGCUUUAGUCGACGAAACCGAAAACAUAAACACCGACCCAGCUUUAGUCGACGAAACCGAAAACAUAAACACCGACCCAGCUUUAGUCGACGAAACCGAAAACAUAAACACCGACCCAGCUUUAGUCGACGAGACUGAAGACAUCAAUACCGACCCAGCUUUAGUCGACGAAACCGAAAACAUAAACACCGACCCAGCUUUAGUCGACGAGACUGAAGACAUCAAUACCGACCCAGCUUUAGUAGACGAAACCGAAGACAUCAAUACCGAUCCAGCUUUAGUAGACGAGCACGAAUAUGAACAAAUUGACACCAGCCCAGCUUUAAUUGAAGACAACCCUAUCGUCGUUCCUGGUGGUGUUGGAAAAUCCCCUCUGGUUCAAAUAAUCGUGAAUGUCAAUUCUUCUCCUAAGUUUGAAUACCAGAUUAACCAUCCCCGUGAUGCCUAAUUUAUUAACUACGACUAAUAUCGAAACCGAGACCUUGUUUUUUUGAAUAACAAAAUUUAUAGCGUAACAAAUUG